GGCUGAUGGAAUGGCGUCAUAAAUACUUUCUGACGUUGUUUAUAUUUGUGCAGAAACUAAUUUAUCGCUAUCGUACAUUAUUUACAGUUCUAAUUAGCAGUGAGUUUUAAAUACGAUGUAAUGAUUGAACUAAUUGUGUAAGUGGAAUGCUUAGGAUAAUGUUUUAGAAGCUACGCAACGAAACAAUGUCAAACAAUACUGUCGGCUCGUCGGGGCAUGCUCCCGGCAAAAUACGUGGACCUGGAAGACCCCCUAAACGUACUUGUACUUGGUGCGCUGAAAGCAAAACUCCUUUAAAAUAUGUUUUACCAACGGAAAAUGGAAAGAAAGAGUUUUGUUCUGAAACAUGUUUGUCGGAAUUUCGACAGGCGUAUAGUAAAGGCGCCUGCCUGCAUUGUGAUAAUGUUAUUCGCGGCAACGCUCCUCCGAGUAGCAAAAACUUUUGUUCAACGUAUUGUUUGAAUAAAUAUCAGAAAAAGAAUGAAAAAAGAACGACAUCUCCUCAGUCCGGGAAUGGAGCUAAUGGUUCUGAAAAUCAUUCUAACAACAAUUCCACAGGAUCUUUUUAUGAAAUUUAUCAGUCUUUCGACUGGAAUGACUAUAUGAAAGAAACAAAUAGUGUUGCAGCGCCGCAGGAUUGCUUUAAACAGGCCCCAACACCUCCAGUCAAUGAUUUUAAAGUCAACAUGAAAUUGGAAGCUUUAGAUCCCAGAAAUCUUACUUCGACUUGCAUAGCUACAGUCGUAGGUGUUUUAGGUCCUAGAUUAAGGUUGAGGCUGGAUGGCAGCGAUAAUAAAAAUGAUUUCUGGAGACUAGUUGAUGCUGGAGACAUACACACUAUAGGCUACUGUGAGAAAAAUGAUGGAAUGUUGCAACCACCACUCGGUUUUCGUAUGAAUGCUAGUAGCUGGCCUAUGUUUUUGUUAAAGACAUUGAAUGGGGCUGAAAUGGCACCAUCAAAAGUCUUUCAACCGGAGCCAAUCACACCUAAAUCUAAUUUAUUUGUUGUUGGUCAGAAAUUAGAGGCUGUUGAUAAAAAGAACCCACAACUCAUAUGUUGUGCUACUGUAGGUGCAGUGAAAAAUGAUCAGAUACAUGUCACUUUUGAUGGAUGGAGAGGUGCUUUUGAUUAUUGGUGUAGAUAUGAUUCUAGGGAUAUAUUUCCUGUAGGGUGGUGUGCAAGGGCUGGACAUCCCUUACAACCACCAGGACAAAAGAGUGCUACAGCUCCAUCUAGGUUCAAACGGCCAAGUGGAAUUCCAAAUCCUGCUUUACCUGAAGGUGGCUCCACUGGUACUGGGAAUACUAAUGGAACCAGUACUGUCACCCCAGCUGCAAAUGUUGUUUUGCGGAUCCGUGGCAGUUGUUCCGGAGGCAGUCCUGAUUUGCCCCCUUCGGUGACAGGAAAGGGAUCAUCUGGUGUCCUUAAGAAUCUUGUUAUUGAGCUAUUUGAUUCUGACUUGGACUCACAGAAGUUGUCUAGAGCUGUACAUAGUGCAUCAAUUAACUAUACAAAUAUUACUUGUAUACAGGUUUUACCAGGGACUAAAAAUGUGACUGUGAAGUUACCAGUGGAGUUAUCUACCGAGGAAUUAAAAAAUUGGCUAAAAUUAGUGUGUACUGGCAUUGGUUGUUGUGUUGGAAUGAUAGAGAUAGACACAGGAGAGGCUGCUGGUCGGCCUUGCACUCUUUGUGGCGAGUCUACAUCCAACAGUGUUACAUCAGCAUUUGCAGUUAAGAGGCCUAAAAGUGAAUCUCCAUCGCGUAGCACUGUGAACGGCGGUGGGGAGACAUCCGGCAUCAAGAUGGCGCGCGUGUCGCCUGAAAGGCCUGAACCCGCGUCGUCUACUACGGGCGCGCCGCCACCACCGUCGCCCGCCACUGCGCCCGCAGACUGGUCGGUGGAGGACGUGAUCGGGUUCAUAGCUGCUGCCGACCAGGCGUUGGCAGCACAUGCGGAUCUCUUCAGGAAACAUGAAAUAGAUGGAAAAGCAUUGUUAUUGCUUAAUUCAGAUAUGAUGAUGAAGUACAUGGGCUUGAAACUUGGACCUGCACUGAAAAUUUGCAAUUUGGUAUCGAAGAUAAAAAAUCGUCGACAUUAUAGCACCUAGUUCUAUUAGCGCACACUUUGAAGGUUUGAAACUAUAAGUUUCUAUUUUUAUAGUGUUUAAGCAUAUGCUUCAAGUAUUUCUAGAGCAUUUCACAAUAAUUUAUCUUCAUCUUUGGAAAACUUUAAGAUUUCAAAAUUUGAAUCUCCGAUAAAAUGAUUGCUGGUGAAAUUGGUCACAAA
Molecule: messenger RNA, 2290 nt
Organism: Pararge aegeria (speckled wood butterfly)
Lineage: Eukaryota; Metazoa; Arthropoda; Insecta; Lepidoptera; Nymphalidae
Gene: Scm
Product: polycomb protein Scm
Exons: 5
Coding region: 186-2111 (641 amino acids)
Biological process (GO): regulation of DNA-templated transcription
Cellular component (GO): nucleus
Molecular function (GO): protein binding; zinc ion binding
Source: RefSeq, a predicted model, not a curated record